AUGAAGUUCACCACUGCCGUCCUCGCUCUCGCUGCCACCGCCGUUGCCGUUCCCACCGGUGACCACGGCGGCAACAACCCUCCUAGCCAGUGCAACAACAAUGGAAACUACGUCUGCUGCAACGGCCUCCUCGGUGGUCUUCUCUGCAUCGUCGACGUUCUUGGCAAUAGCUGCAGCGGCGGUUCCUACUGCUGCAAGUCUGCUCCUCAGGGCGGUCUUAUCAACAUUGGUCUCGACUGCCUCAAGAUUCUCUAA
Molecule: messenger RNA, 255 nt
Organism: Pochonia chlamydosporia 170
Lineage: Eukaryota; Fungi; Ascomycota; Sordariomycetes; Hypocreales; Clavicipitaceae
Product: fungal hydrophobin domain-containing protein
Exons: 2
Coding region: 1-255 (84 amino acids)
Source: RefSeq, a predicted model, not a curated record